Molecule: messenger RNA, 564 nt
Organism: Fusarium vanettenii 77-13-4
Lineage: Eukaryota; Fungi; Ascomycota; Sordariomycetes; Hypocreales; Nectriaceae
Exons: 2
Coding region: 1-564 (187 amino acids)
Source: RefSeq, a predicted model, not a curated record
AUGCUUGGAUGGAUGCCAAAGGGUGUCAAAGGUGUCAAAGGUCCUCUCCUGUCGCACAGAGAUGGAGUGGGCGCUUAUUCCUUCACGGCAUGCCAUGUCCGCCGAGCAUCCCGGGCUCAGAUCAUGGUGGAUGCAGAUCGGGUUGCAGAGGGAGGAGAAAAGUGCGAUGAGAUGGCAGGAUGGGUUAGAAACAAGGGGGUUGUGAGCGGCUACAAGGGGCAAGAUCUCGUCAACGAUCCCUCCCCUGGACACAUCACCACACACCCACUCACCCUAGCUCGACCGGCCCUCUUCUUCUUCCCCAGACACCAGAACAACUCCCGAGGCGCCAAGUUCAACGAGGUGGGGGUAAAGCAGGGGCUAGGAUCUAGGGGUAUUCUGUUCAGCCUCUCCGGUCCCACACGACAAGGUGAUCUAUCUGACGAAUUGACAAGUCAGGAAGCGCAUGCUGGCGUCUCCCGUGACCAAAGAAGUCUACUAAAUGGUAGUAGAUGGGGUUUCUCAGGCAAAGCAAUCCUUUGCGCCCGCAGCCACAGCCGCACCUCGCAGCUCGAGCCGCCAUGA